GGGGGCGGCGCCCGGCGCCUCUUCGACUUCGCCGCCCCCCCGCUGGACGAGGCCUUCGAGGAGCCCCCCGAGUUCGCCAAGAUCCUCCCCGACGGGCUGGCCACCAUCAUGAAGAUGCUGGACGAGUCCAUCCGGCAGGAGGACGAGCGCGGCGCCGCCUUCCCCGCCGCGCCGCCGCCGCCGCUGCCGCCAUCACCGGCUGUGCCGCUGCUGCCGGGACCACCACCGCCGCCGCUACCACCGUCACCGGCUGUGCCGCUGCUGCCGGCACCGUCCCCCACUGUCCCCCUGCUGCCGGGGCCACCACCACCACCGCUGCCGCCGUCACCGGCUGUGCCGCUGCUGCCGGGGCCACCACCACCACCGCUACCGCCGUCACCCGCCGUCCCCCUGCUGCCGGGGCCACCACCACCACCGCUACCACCGUCACCGGCUGUGCCGCUGCUGCCGGCACCGUCCCCCGCCGUCCCCCUGCUGCCGGGACCACCACCACCGCCGCUACCACCGUCACCGGCUGUCCCCCUGCUACCGGGACCACCGCCGCUGGCACCGUCACCCGCCGUCCCCCUGUUACCAGGGCCGCCACCGCUACCGCCGUCACCGGCUGUGCCGCUGCUGCCGGGAGCACCGCCGCUGCCACCAGCACCCGCCACCCCGGUGCUGCCAGGGUCACCGCCCACCGUCCCGCUGCUGCCGGGGCCGCCGCUGCCGUCACCUGCUGUCCCCUUGUUACCGGGGCCACCACCGCCGCCGCCUGUUGUCUCCGCUGUCCCCAUGUUACCGGGGCCACCGCCGCCUGUUGUCUCCACCGUCCCGCUGCUGCCGGGGCCACCAGCACCGCCAACCACCGUCCCCAUGCUGCCGCCACCGCCGCCCGCUGUCCCCAAGCUCGCGGGGCCACCGCCACCAGCACCCACUGUCCCCCUGCUGCCACCACCGCCGCCACCCGCCGUCCCACUGCUGCCGGGACCACCGCCGCCGCCGACGACCGUCCCCACCAUCGCACAGCUCCCGGGGCCGUCACCGCCACCACCACUGACUGUCCCAACCAUCGCACAGCUCUCGGGGCCGUCACCGCCACCGCCGACUGUCCCCACCACGGCGCGGCUGCCAGGGCCGUCACCCCCGCCGCCGACUGUCCCCACCACGGCGCGGCCAUCGGGGCCGUCCCCGCACGCGCGCCCCAAGGGCCGCUUCAAGGAGUCCUACCUGUCCCCGGCGCAGUCGGUGAAGCCGCGCGUGGACCCGCAGCAGCCGCUGCCGCGCGAGCGCCUCAACCCGCCCACGCCCAGCAUCUACCUGGAGAGCAAGCGCGACGCCUUCUCGCCGGUGCUGCUGCAGUUCUGCACCGACCCCAAGAACCCCAUCACGGUGAUCCGCGGGCUGGCCGGCUCGCUGCGCCUCAACCUGGGGCUCUUCAGCACCAAGACGCUGGUGGAGGCGAGCGGCGAGCACGCGGUGGAGGUGCGCACGCAGGUGCAGCAGCCCUCCGACCAGAACUGGGACGUGGGCGGCACGCGCCAGGUGUGGCCCUGCGAGAGCAGCCGCUCGCACACCACCAUCGCCAAGUACGCCCAGUACCAGGCCUCCUCCUUCCAGGAGUCCCUGCAGGAGGAUAAGGACAGCGAGGACGACGAGGCCGAAGAGCCCGACAGCACCACCGAGACCACCCCCAGCAACCCCGAGCAGAAAUCCCACCAGAUCAUCAAAUUCGGGACCAACAUCGACCUCUCGGACGCCAAGCGGUGGAAGCCGCAGCUGCAGGAGCUGCUCAAGCUGCCCGCCUUCAUGCGCGUCUCGUCCACGGGCAACAUGCUGAGCCACGUGGGCCACACCAUCCUGGGCAUGAACACCGUGCAGCUCUACAUGAAGGUGCCCGGCAGCCGCACGCCGGGGGGCGGGCCCGGCAGAGCUGGCCCCGCCCCCAGGCACGGCGUGGACUACCUGACGGGCUCGUGGUGGCCGGUGCUGGAGGACCUGUACACGGCGAACAUCCCGGUGUACCGCUUCAUCCAGCGGCCCGGAGACCUGGUGUGGAUCAACGCCGGCACCGUGCACUGGGUGCAGGCCACGGGCUGGUGCAACAACAUCGCCUGGAACGUGGGGCCGCUCACCGCCUACCAGUACCAGCUGGCGCUGGAGCGCUACGAGUGGAACGAGGUGAAGAACGUCAAGUCCAUCGUGCCCAUGAUCCACGUGUCGUGGAACGUGGCCCGCACCGUCAAGAUCAGCGACCCCGACCUCUACAAGAUGAUCAAGUACUGCCUCAUGCAGUCCAUCAAGCACUGCCAGGUGCAGCGCGAGAGCCUGGUGCGCGCGGGCAAGAAGAUCGCCUACCAGGGCCGCGUCAAGGACGAGCCGGCCUACUACUGCAACGAGUGCGACGUGGAGGUCUUCAACAUCCUGUUCGUGACGAGCGAGACGGGCGGGCGCAACACGUACCUGGUGCACUGCGAGGGCUGCGCGCGGCGCCGCAGCAGCGCCCUGCACGGCGUCGUCGUCCUCGAGCAGUACAAGACCGAGGAGCUCAUGCAGAUCUACGACGGCUUCACGCUGGUGGGUGACCGCCGCGCCCGGGGACACCCAGGGACA
Molecule: messenger RNA, 2592 nt
Organism: Nothoprocta perdicaria
Lineage: Eukaryota; Metazoa; Chordata; Aves; Tinamiformes; Tinamidae
Product: lysine-specific demethylase 6B-like
Exons: 11
Biological process (GO): regulation of gene expression; heart development
Cellular component (GO): MLL3/4 complex
Molecular function (GO): RNA polymerase II cis-regulatory region sequence-specific DNA binding; chromatin DNA binding; histone H3K27me2/H3K27me3 demethylase activity
Source: RefSeq, a predicted model, not a curated record